Egretta garzetta (little egret) is the source of this 1821-nucleotide messenger RNA. It is a transcript of the gene IER3IP1, whose product is annotated as immediate early response 3 interacting protein 1. The transcript has 3 exons. Lineage: Eukaryota; Metazoa; Chordata; Aves; Pelecaniformes; Ardeidae. The coding region runs from base 1 to 297 and encodes 98 amino acids. The record is from RefSeq and is a predicted model, not a curated record. Gene Ontology annotation, cellular component: Golgi membrane; endoplasmic reticulum membrane; COPII-coated ER to Golgi transport vesicle. Gene Ontology annotation, biological process: endoplasmic reticulum to Golgi vesicle-mediated transport.
AUGUCGCAAGCUUCCUUCUGGACUCUGAGAGAGAAUAUUGAAAGUUUGCUCAUCUUCAGCUCGCAAGAACGGCGCUGGUUGCGUGGUUUGGGGGUCUCUUUUCUAACAGGGCUGGCUGUUUUUUUUUAUGUGACAACAGUUGGCUGGGGAAGCGACCAAGGGAUCGGAGGAUUUGGAGAAGAACCAGGAAUUAAAGCACAGCUAACGAACCUUAUUCGAUCUGUACGAACCGUUAUGAGAGUGCCAUUAAUAGCGGUGAACUCCGUGACAAUCGUUCUCCUCCUCCUGUUUGGUUGAAGAUACCGGUUGCAAUAUGUGUCGGACAUCCAAAGAAGCAGGUUGCUAACCGUCACCGCUCUUGAGUUUUCUGGGAUCCAGCACGGUUUAGCUGUCAAUUUGACGUUCAGCUUACAAUAAUAAAGACACUAUUUCUAUUUAUCCUAUUUCCUAAUGUUCACUUGCAAGUUUCAUUAAACGAGAUCAUGGGAUCAAUGCAACAGCGCUGCAAAUAUCUUGGACUAUGACAAGUUCUCUUGCUGCCUGUUAAUAGCGUCGACUGUUAGAGUGUGCGUCAUCACGUACCGCAGCGAUUGUCGACAGGAUGCGGUUUUUAAGCGUCUCAUUACUCAGGGAUGAAUUUCCUUCAGUACGCUUCCCAAUUUAUUUUUGAAUUACGAAAAACAGCAGCGUGUUUUAUUUUAGGGGCUACCCCAGUACUAUUUAAGAGGACACAAAUUAGGCUUUACAAACACGUUACCAAUUACUGAUGUACAGUUGUGAUAUUUUUGGGCUAUAUUUUUUUUUUUUGUCUCCCUCAGAAGACGGAAACUAACUGGGUAAAGUCCUGAUUCAGUUCGCACUGGAAGCCGAAUGUUCCUGGUUUGAUUGAGCGCAGGAUUUUUUUAUUUUUUUUUUUUCUCUUGGUAGUCUUUUAACAUCAAUAAUAUUUUGUGCUGAUGGUGAAAUAAGUCGAAAAUGGGUGCAAUUGCUAUGCAAAAUCUAAAAAAGCUGUACCUAAAGCUGGGUAACUCUGUGUUAAUUUAGACUAGCGGGUGAUAUUAGUGAUUAGCAUUUGUUCUGUCAAGGAUUAUUAUGCUUUUUAAAAUGUGUGUUAAACUUCUGCGUGGUGAUUAGUGUGUUGGAAGUGGGGAACCAUUUGUACUCUGAGCCGCUUGGGAAGUGUGGGAGGGGAAUGUUGUGCCCUCUUCGAAUGCAACUCUGUGGUAAAAAAAGCAGAGAAAAUUUGCAGCCUCACCUCUUAUGAAUUUGCAGCCUCGCUUCUUAGGAAUUCGCAGCCUCUGCCUCUUACUGCUGCUUCUUCCCCUGCCCUCCAUCUUCCUUUGUUAAACUUAACAGCUUCCUGAGACUGAAGCUACGGGGAUGAUCUUGCAGUUCUGUCGUGGAGAGCGUGGCUAAGUGCGGCGGUACAGAUCUUGUCUCAAUUAAGACUGCUGGGUUAGGCCCGAUGUUCUACAGCAAGACUGAACUGAAGACGACUGAUUCUCCUGUACCUUUUUAGAAAAGUUAGCAAUCCUCUGUCUGUUCCUCUGCUAAAGUGUUUUAGCUUAUUUUUUUCAAAGUGGGGAAGGCCAAAGGAAGUCUGGCCGUUUCAUUAUGAUAAAACAGCUUAGGUUAUCAUCUCUUCUUCCGACGUCUUGAAGAUUAAAGCAUACGCUGUUGUACACAAAGAUAAAUCUGUAAAAUGUGUAAAUGAACUUGAUGAUCUUCAGUUGCAGUGUUUGGCAGAGUAGAGUAUAUCCAGGAGGAGAGUUGUAUGUUAUUUCCUUUUUUUUUUUAGUGAAAACUUGUAAAUAAAUGCUG